AUGCCCACCCCAUUGGGUCCUUCCUCAUCCCGGGAGAGCGUUGAGUUCUCCAUUCAACUCGCCGACGCCUCUUGCCCGGCUUGUCUCACUAUGUGUCUUGUAUCCGAGUUGUCAAGACAGAGUGACUCGAAAGAAGCCACCGCCAAGUGUGCCUCUUGUGAGGGGAGAUCAAGAGUGGAACGUAUGCGCGUUUGUCGCACCUGUGCUCGCUCAGGAAAGAUCAAUAUUCGGAAAGCGAAACGGGAUGAGGUGAGCGCCUAUGUGUUCUGCUCGGAUUGCGCCAUCGAGAAGCACCUCGAUCAGAAACACGAAAUGGACAAAUACAUGAACUAUUAUAAUCGCUCCGAAAUGGAGAAUAUCAGUGAAAAGGUGCGCACCGAUGUGACGGGAGUGAGAGAGACCGUGCUGCAGAUAAGCGAGAAUGCGCAAGCCGGAGCGCAGAAGUGGAUUCAUGAUAUGAACAAAAUCUGUCGAGUUGGUUUGAAGAUUCGCUCAGCUGAUGAGUGUCAUCGAUUGCGGGAACAAGUGAAUGAUGAGAUUAAAAAGGUAGAGCAGGCAACUGAUGAGCUCCUCACAGCACAACGGAAAUACAUCCAAUCCACAGAGGAAAGUCGCGAGAAUCUGCGCAAAAUUAUGGAUGAUCUGAAGAAAACCCGGCGAAAAGAGAAUGGCGGAGGGAUUUUUGCGCGAUUUGGUGGACUUUUUUCUAAAGGGAUCUAUGGGACAACGCAAAAGGCGAUUUCUGCACCGGCGAUCACUCAAGAGGAUUCACUGGCAAUUGACGGGAAAAACGAG
Molecule: messenger RNA, 795 nt
Organism: Mesorhabditis belari
Lineage: Eukaryota; Metazoa; Nematoda; Chromadorea; Rhabditida; Rhabditidae
Source: the annotation of a GenBank genome assembly